AAAAAUAAUUUUCAAAAAAUACAAUUUGAUUUGAUUAAAAACUUAUUUUUAAUUACACAAUCUUCAUCGAUGCAGGAAUCUACCAACACUUCUGUAUUACUUUUACUAAUUCAAAAAUGUUUAUGAUUAGAAAUGUACAUAUUCUGGCGAAGAAGUUUAGUAGAAUCAGAUUUAUAUCAACCUCUCUCCCGAGAACCGAGGAAAUAUCAGAAAAAUAUAUAGAUGAAAUUUUAACAUCUGAUAUCGAAUACAAUCAAUUAACCAACGAAUUUAUACCGUUAUCCAAAAGCCACAAAUGUUUAGUAUUACAACCCUUCGUAAAAUGGGGUCCCCGCAAACUCACUAUCACUCCAUCCGAGCAAUUGGAGGAAGCUGUAGCUCUUAUUAAAACUCUACCAUCAUGGAACGUAGCAGACACAAUUGCCGUACCUUUAGAAUCACUAGACAGGAAGACUUUAUUCAAGUCGGGUACCAUGGAACGAUUAAAAAACAUGAUACAAAAGAGCCCCGAUAUAACAGCUGUAUUCGUAAACACCAGUAACAUGAAGAGAGUAACGAGCGAUAUUUUACACGAAAAUUUCAGAAUUCCAAUAUUAGAUCGUUACAGGGUGGUUAUUCAAAUUCUGAAAAUCCACGCGACUACCAAACACGCCAAGCUGCAAGUAGCCCUAGCAGAAUUGUAUUUCAUUCGGCGCAAAGCCGAAACCGAUAGAGUAUUUGCAACAGCCGAUAAGGAAAAACUGAAGCUCAUAUUUCAAAGUAGAGAGCAAAAACUGAAAAAGGCCAUUCAGAGAUUGAGGGAUGAACGGAAGCUGCUGAGAAGCAACAGGAGGAAGCUCGAUUAUCCUACGGUAGCAGUUGUGGGUUACACGAAUGCAGGAAAAACUUGCUUGAUUAAAGCUUUGACAGGGGAAAAGUCCCUGCAGCCUAGAAACCAGCUUUUCGCUACACUCGAUGUGACUGUUCAUUCUGGAGUAUUACCAUCCGGUUUGAAAGUUCUUUAUGUGGAUACUGUUGGGUUCUUGACUGAUUUACCUACAAAUCUUCUGGAGUGUUUCAAUGCUACUUUAGAAGAUGCUGUUUUAGCAGAUGUAAUCUUGCAUAUACAAGAUCUGGCUAGUACUUGUUUUGAGUACAAAAGAGAUCACGUUGUCAAAACUUUGCUGGAUUUGGGAUCAGAAACCGAUGAUGUGGAUAUAACAGAUAAAAUAUUUAAUGUUGGUAACAAAUGCGAUUUAAUAAAUGAUAUCAAAGACGAUAAGUUGUUGAGAAUUUCAGCGAAAUUGAAUAUAGGUCUAAAUGAAUUGCGGGAGGAAUUAGAAAAAUUAAUUUUAAAGACAACUUCUAGGCAUCUUAUGACGAUUAAAGUUGAAAACGGAGGACACGAAAUAAGAUGGUUGUAUAAGAAUGCUACUGUGGUCUCCGAGCAUGCAGAUGAAAAUAAUUCGCAAAGAAUAAACGCUAAAGUUAUUAUUACAGACAGUAAUUUACAAAAAUUUAAACACGCUUUUUUGAAGCGUAAAUAAUUAAUUUCUGAAUUUGUAUGAGACUGGA
Messenger RNA from Phyllotreta striolata, 1554 nucleotides. Lineage: Eukaryota; Metazoa; Arthropoda; Insecta; Coleoptera; Chrysomelidae. The record is from the annotation of a GenBank genome assembly.